UCGACACGACUCGAUUCUCGAAUAACUAAUUCGACACGAUUGUCACAAUGAGGCUGAUUAAGAAAUUUAGUGUACACGAGUACAACCCUGCGCGUUGACUUUUCCCUCGCUUUUGCUUUUACGGCAUUUCGUGUCGCUUUUGACAUUUCAAUGCGAUUGACAUUACCACGUGAAGUGAAAUAGCCGACGAAUAUAUGGGCAAAAUUAUCGAAUUUCAUCAUUAAAUUUAAUUGCACACUUUAUAAAGUUAUUUGACACUGAUUUACUUCACCAUUCGAGAGUCCGCACUAAACGCGUAAAGAAGAAUAUCCAGUACAACAGUGAUAAAUUGAAAACAAUAUAAACAAAAUGGCAUUGCGCGUGCAAUUUGAGAACAACGAUGACAUUGGCGUUUUCAGCAAACUUACAAACGCAUACUGUCUAGUGGCCAUCGGUGGUUCCGAGGCCUUUUACAGUGUAUAUGAAUCGGAAUUGGCCGAAACAAUACCAGUUGUACAUGCCAGCAUUGGUGGCUGCCGCAUUCUUGGCCGUCUCACAGUAGGCAACCGCAAUGGAUUAAUUGUACCACAUUCCACCACCGAUGUGGAGUUACAACAUUUGCGUAAUACGUUGCCGGAUUCAGUGAAAAUCCAACGUGUCGAAGAACGACUUUCCGCUCUAGGAAAUGUAAUCGCCUGCAAUGACUAUGUUGCAUUAGUGCAUCCCGAUCUUGAUAAAGAGACUGAAGAAAUAAUCGGUGAUGUGCUUAAAGUGGAAGUGUUUCGCCAAACAAUAGCCGAAAAUCCUCUUGUGGGCUCAUAUGCAGUACUUAGUAAUCAGGGUGGCAUGGUGCAUCCAAAAACCAGCAUUCAAGAUCAAGAUGAAUUAUCGUCGUUACUGCAAGUGCCGCUUGUGGCGGGCACAGUCAAUCGAGGUAGCGAUGUACUAGCAGCUGGGAUGGUGGUGAACGACUGGAUAUCAUUUGUUGGCAUGAGUUCCACUGCUACGGAGAUGUCGGUGAUUGAGAGUGUAUUCAAAUUGAAUCAAGCACAACCAAGCACAGUUACAACCAAAUUGCGUGCUACUCUCAUUGAGGAGAUGUCUUAAACGCUGCAUGCUGCAAGUCUUCUAUGAAUGAAAACGAAAUUAAAUUGAAGACUUACGAUUUUUUUUUGUAAUAAAAAUAAAUAAAAUUUAAUGUUAAUCCAUAAUACUAAUUUUAAGUAUUUUUUCUAAUAAAAGGCAAAAAAUAAGCAAAAAUGACGACUAAUGUAGUGACUAAUACGCCCGAGGCAUUCCCACCAAAAUGCUCGUUCCCACGGCAGUCGGUUCUACGUAACCGGAACGUACCAGAUUAUUAACUGGCCAAGGACUGUCUUCA
Molecule: messenger RNA, 1360 nt
Organism: Rhagoletis pomonella (apple maggot)
Lineage: Eukaryota; Metazoa; Arthropoda; Insecta; Diptera; Tephritidae
Gene: eIF6
Product: eukaryotic translation initiation factor 6
Exons: 1
Coding region: 349-1086 (245 amino acids)
Biological process (GO): maturation of 5.8S rRNA; cytosolic ribosome assembly; assembly of large subunit precursor of preribosome
Cellular component (GO): preribosome, large subunit precursor; nucleolus; cytosol
Molecular function (GO): ribosomal large subunit binding
Source: RefSeq, a predicted model, not a curated record